Molecule: messenger RNA, 2364 nt
Organism: Guillardia theta CCMP2712
Lineage: Eukaryota; Cryptophyceae; Pyrenomonadales; Geminigeraceae
Exons: 12
Coding region: 1-2364 (787 amino acids)
Source: RefSeq, a predicted model, not a curated record
AUGAAGGUGGCAGUGCUGAUGGCAGUGGUGCUGGCCGAGAUAGUGGGAGGGGUCGGAACUAUGAGAGGAGAAGAUGGCGGGAAACGAGUCGACAUGGCGAGGGUGGAUGCUCUAGUCGCCUUCGCACGUGGGUUAGCGGGAGUAAGGGCGCGAGGCAUGCAGCGAGAGGACGGGGCCUGUCCCUGCCGCAAUCGACUUUCAUGCCGAGGACUUGGAGGAGAAGACAUGGCAAGGGAGGAGGAGGGGGGGGAUACUGCAGGAGGACAUGCAAGAGGAGGAGAUGCGUACUUGCUCUCCUCCUGUCUGCGGGUGGAAACUUGUAGGCCCGCCCGUCUCAUGCGACUGUCAGGGGGGAGAGCGAAGAGGCCAGCGAAACAACCCACACAGGAGAAAGUGGGGCAUUCGGAUACAGACGAUGGCGAGAAUGAGGAUGAGGAGGAGGAGGAAGAUGAGGAGUCCGGGUCGAACGACAACAGGCAGGACGCUGAAGACAUUCUAGGGCAGUUCGAGGAUGAAGAGGACGAUUUGGAACCGAACGCGUACUUGCUCAUGCUGGUCAGUUUCAUUCCACUGAGCUUUCACAGGCUCGGCACGGCAACAUCAGCCAUGGCAGAUCCUCUUUCACCUGCGGCUGCGAACAGCAUGCUUGCCUGGGCGACCUCGAAGAAGCGAAGGCAGACGAAGCAGCUAGAGCCUGAAGAGAGACUGUCGGACAUGGAUGACGAUGAGCUGGACGAGUACAUUACCAAGGGAGUGGGAGAUGACGACGAUGGGAAGAACAAGAAAAAUAAGAGGCUGGGUGCACCAGAUGUUGCUGGUAUUGACAGGAUCAAGCUCAUGGUCUUUUCAGCGAAUGCUUAUGGAGUCGGAGGAAGAAACAUGGAGUUUGGAGGGCAGAGAGAGCCUUCAGCACAAAGGAUCUCUAUGGACCCGAACGCGGCGCAACAGAACAGAGCAGGAGGCAUCGGAGGAAGCCAGCAGGAGUUUUCUCUUCCUGUCUAUGCUGCUCCAUCCGAAGCGUCGCUGCCUGGGGGCCCGACAGGGCAGCUGCCUCCCUAUCAGCCUGCUCCUAUCCCUCCCCACAUGCGUGUCACUGUGUUCAACCCUCCUCCAGGCCCUGGAAACGUGGUGCCGCCAGAAGACUUGGAGGAGGAUCUAUCGAUGGAGGAGCUUGAAGAGGUAGAUGGAUUGUUCUUUGGACAGUGGAAGGAUGCUGCAGUCUGCGUUGACAGGUUCGAGGUCGAGACGGCUGGACGGCACCUGAAAAUCGAGGAGGCGGGGAAGGUGCUUCAGUGUAGAGGAGGAGAGCAAUACCAUGGCUGGAGCAAUUUCGUCCGGUUCAGCAGCUUUGCUCGGACUACCCGGCCCAUGACAACCAGCGGAGAGCAAACGGUGAAGAUCAACUACAUUGAGUAUGAGGUAAGGGAAUGCUGCGAUGUAGAGGUUCCGAGAACGCUGACAGCAGAAAAGAUCAAAGGGUGGGGCUCCCCUAUUUUCCUCAUGAUAGGUGUAACUAGCGAUGACGAUCUGGACUUCGAUUAUGUCACCUUCCCGCUCAAUGCUGUUGUCUGGUGUCAGAACGGAAAACUCAAGUGGGGCUGGGACCCGACUGCUGUUUCCAUGCGCAUGCCAAACCCAGAGUCGAUGCGAUCCAGCUUGACGGUUGAGACAGUCUACGGCGAUAAGAUAGGAGUGCUGCUUGACCUGCAGCAAAGGAAGGUCGGAUUCGUCAAGAACGGAGUCCUCUUGAACGAGUUGACUGUGUACGACAUGCCCGUCGAACAAGACCUUCGAUUCAUUGCUAGCCUCUACGAUGCUGGGAGCGAGCUGGCCAUCGUCGAGCCAUCGCAAGCUCUAGAGACGUUGAACAGCCUGAGAAACCUGGACUGGAGCAAGUGGAACUCUCCUCCUCCCCCUGGCGCCUUCUGGGAUGGAGUGAUGAGGAAAAUCGAAGACAACCCGGAUGACAGCUUCAGCUUCACAGAGAGCUCCUCCUCCUCCGAAGAUGACAAGAGGAUGCUCCGCAGCUAUAUGGGCAAAGAUGCCCCGCCCGAUCUCGCGACGUCCACGGAGGAGUCCACUGAAGAGACGGAGGAUGAACAGGACAAGGACAAGGAGGCAGAGGAGCAAGUGAUCAUCGGACACAACCUGACGGCGGCAGAGGCUCCCCGGAUGAGCGUCCGCGGGCAGGACGACUCGCAGCUCGUUACUUCUUCCCUCUCUGCCUCAGACAUCGACGACGAGCUUGACUUUGCGGGCAGGCUGUACGACAGUCACGAGCAAAUCAGCCAGGCCUCUCCUCCAUCUUCUACCGAGAAGGCUGUCACUCCUCCAGAGCGUUCCUCUCCGUCGGAGUCAUCUUGA